AUGUUUGAAAUGGUUCUAGUUAUCGUCCCAUUCAAGUUUCAGAGCGUUACAGUUUCUCGAAAUGUGUUUUUCCAAUUUUUUUCUAUUAUUUUCGUACUAAGGGUGGUUUUUAACACACUCUGACGGCAGGUAAGGGGUUGUCCUUUGGUGGGAAUGUUUGAAAUAGUUCUAGUUAUCGUCCCAUUCAAGUUUCAGAGCGUUACAGUUUCUCGAAAUGUUUUUUUCCAAUUUUUUUCUAUUAUUUUCGUACUAAGGGUAGUUUUUAACACACUCUGACGGCAGGUAAGGGGUUGUCCUUUGGUGGGAAUGUUCGAAAUGGUUCUAGUUAUCGUCCCAAUCAAGUUUCAGAGCGUUACAGUUUCUCGAAAUGUGUUUUUCCAAUUUUUUUCUAUUAUUUUCGAACUAAGGGUAGUUUUUAACACACUCCGACGGCAGGUAAGGGGUUGUCCUUUGGUGGGAAUGUUUGAAAUGGUUCUAGUUAUCGUCCCAUUCAAGUUUCAGAGCGUUACAGUUUCUCGAAAUGUGUUUUUCCAAUUUUUUUCUAUUAUUUUCGUACUAAGGGUAGUUUUUAACACACUCCGACGGCAGGUAAGGGGUUGUCCUUUGAUGGGAAUGUUCGAAAUGGUUCUAGUUAUCGUCGCAAUCAAGUUUCAGAGCGUUACAGUUUCUCGAAAUGUGUUUUUCCAAUUUUUUUCUAUUAUUUUCGUACUAAGGGUAGUUUUUAACACACUCUGACGGCAGGUAAGGGGUUGUCCUUUGGUGGGAAUGUUCGAAAUGGUUCUAGUUAUCGUCCCAAUCAAGUUUCAGAGCGUUACAGUUUCUCGAAAUGUGUUUUUCCAAUUUGUUUCUAUUAUUUUCGUACUAAGGGUAGGUUUUAACACACUCUUACGGCAGGUAAGGGGUUGUCCUUUGAUGGGAAUGUUCGAAAUGGUUCUAGUUAUCGUCGCAAUCAAGUUUCAGAGCGUUACAGUUUCUCGAAAUGUGUUUUUCCAAUUUUUUUCUAUUAUUUUCGUACUAAGGGUAGUUUUUAACACACUCUGACGGCAGGUAAGGGGUUGUCCUUUGGUGGGAAUGUUCGAAAUGGUUCUGAUGAUCGUUUCACUGAGUUUGAUGGUGUUACAUUUUUCCGAAAUGUGCUUUUCCAAUUAUUUUAAUAAUAAGGGUUGAUCCCAGCCUGACGGCAAUAAAGGGUUGUUCUUCGAACUAGACGUACUUGAGGGCUAUGUUAAAGACUAUUCUAAAUUUCAUGGUGUCACAUUUUAUUUUAAAAAAGUUGUUUUGUAGAUAUUAAUGUUCUACUUGAUGUUUUAUUAGGGGUAGUUUUUUGUUUUGUUUUUCUGUUGUACUUUGCCCGAGGGUAUAUAAUAAUAAUGUACACAAAGUUUGUAAAUCAACCAUUUAAAAAAAAAGAGCUGCCAAAAAAUGGCUGCUAACUUCACAAUUUUGGCUGCUACAAAUGGCUGCUAACUUCACAUUUUUGGCUGCUGCAAAAAGGCUGCUAACUUCACACCGGUUGAAAUUUUGGCCCUCUUUAUUUUUUAUAUUUAGAAAAGUAUUGUGGUUUUUCUUAUCUUCGUAAGUAGCAUCUUUAAUUAUCUUGUAAAGUUUUUUCAUGUCAUUCUUAUUACUUUCAAUUUGCCUUUUAUAAUAAUUAUUCUUUUGUUUAUGUAUAAGUUUGUUUAAAUUGUUUCUGUAUUCCUUGUAUUCUUUUUCCAAUUGGGGAUUAAAAUUUUUUAACAAUUUUUUCUUCAUUUUAUCUCUAGUUUUAAUUGAUGUGAUAAUGCCGUUACUAAUCCAGUCCUUAAUUUUUUUGAGCUUUUUGUGUUUUACAGUGUAGGUUUGAGUGGCGCUUGACAACAAUUGUUGAUAAGUUUCCAAGAAAAUUGUUGUUGCUGUUUCAGGAUUACAUUUAUUAAUUACAUUUGACCAAUCAUAAUUUUGUAAUAGAAGUUUAAAUUUGGUGAUAUCCAAUUUAGCUUUAGUGUUAUUUUGGGGAUGUAUUAAAUUUUCUUGCGGUUUUUCUUUUUGGCUGACUAAAAACAUUAUUGGGCUGUGAUCGGUUAUAUCUUCUUGCAAUAUAAAGGAAUCGAAGUAUAAAUUAUUAGAUUUUAAUUUUUGAUUAACGAACAAAUGGUCCAGACAAGUUUUCGAAAUAGGUCUCGUUAUUGAGUUGAUGUAUGACCGAAAACCCAGCGAGCUCAUCAUAGCAAGAUAAUUUGUAACCAAGUUGUCGUUUUUCUCCAAAAUAUUUAUAUUGAUAUCUCCCACAAAAAUUUCAAUAUUGGCAAAAGUCAUUGGUUCUAGGUAUGUAUAUAUGUCAUUUAUAAAAUCAGUUUUUGGAAUGGGUGGUGGCUUAUAUGUUGCUGUUAGACCAAAUGUUGUGCCAUUCAUUUCAAAAUUCAUUCUACUGAUGGUUGCUUUUGAGUUUGUCAAUUGAAUAAAGGAGAAAUCAACAUUUAGAUUUUUUUUAACUAGUAUUACAACACCAUCGUUUUUAUUAUAAUUAGCCUCAUUAUAGUAGACCUUAUAGUCUGGAAUGUUACAGUUAUCUAUUGAGUCAAUCUGAAAGGUUUCAGUAAGCACAAUAAUAUCCAUAUAAUGCAAUUUAUAUGUUUCUAAAAAAGUAACUAAACUAUCAAUAUUUUUGUUUAAGCUUCUGAUAUUGAAAUGGAUUAAGCUUAAUAAAGAUUUUUUAGUUUUAAAAAUGUCUAACCUCUUUUGGUCCACCAU
Ceutorhynchus assimilis (cabbage seed weevil) is the source of this 2730-nucleotide messenger RNA. Lineage: Eukaryota; Metazoa; Arthropoda; Insecta; Coleoptera; Curculionidae. The record is from the annotation of a GenBank genome assembly.